Messenger RNA from Ilex paraguariensis (yerba mate), 519 nucleotides. The record is from the annotation of a GenBank genome assembly. NCBI's taxonomy places the organism in Eukaryota, Viridiplantae, Streptophyta, Magnoliopsida, Aquifoliales, Aquifoliaceae.
AUGGAUAGGGAGGCCUCUCCGAUAUCUGUUUUGUGCUUUCUCUGCUUAAUUCUGGUAUUUUAUCGGUUAUCCCAAGUCUCCGGUAAUGCCGAACGUGAUGCCUUGAGUGUGCUGAGGGCCAACUUAGCUGAUCCUAACAAUGUCAUGCAAAGUUGGGAUCCUCCCGUUGCCAAUCCCUGCAGUUGGUUUCAUGUUACAUGCAGCAGUGAUAAUUUUGUUACUAGAGUUGAUCUUGGAGAUUCAAAUUUAUCUGGUCAACUGGUUCCGCAGCUUGGCCAGCUUCCAUAUUUGCAGUACUUGGAACUUUAUAGUAAUAACAUAUCUGGAAGAAUUCCUUACGAGCUCGGGAACUUGACAAAUUUGGUGAGCUUGGAUCUUUACCUGAACAACUUAAAUGGUCCCAUUCUCGACACAUUGGGCAAGCUUCAGAAACUACGUGUCCUGUGUGAGUUACACAUCCCUCAGCCUUUUACUGUUAUAAUUAAGUUUGUUUACCUUACUGAAGUUUUGCCUGAGUAG